Messenger RNA from Necator americanus (New World hookworm), 1425 nucleotides. RefSeq lists its product as uncharacterized. Lineage: Eukaryota; Metazoa; Nematoda; Chromadorea; Rhabditida; Ancylostomatidae. Gene Ontology annotation, biological process: cilium assembly; intraciliary transport. The coding region runs from base 1 to 1425 and encodes 474 amino acids. The transcript has 13 exons. Gene Ontology annotation, cellular component: cilium; centriole; intraciliary transport particle B. The record is from RefSeq and is a predicted model, not a curated record.
AUGCCUCCGGUGACCAAUUUUGCAGCAAAUCCACGCUAUGCGCAGGAGCAAAACGAUGAGAACUCAUCGAAGAAACCGACGGGUCACAAAAUCGUUGUCAAUCAGUCCAAAAAAGAAACCUUCAGCGUCCUUUCUGGUCUUAGAGGAAUCCAGAAACGACUGAAAAAUGCGUGGACUGUCGAGGCAAACUCCGAUGAAAUCACCGACGGAACGUUUGAAGGAGUCCGAGCAUUCAUUUUACCGCAUCCGAGAGCAAAAUUCAACAUUUCCGAGAUGGAAUCAAUUGGACGAUUCCUUACGAACGGUGGAGCUGUGCUGGUGAUGCUUUCAGAAGGUGGAGAACAAGAAGCUGACACAAAUAUCAACUUUCUACUGGAAGAGUUCGGAAUUGUCGUUAACAACGACGCUGUAAUUCGCAGCAUCUUCUACAAAUAUUUUGAUCCAAAAGAAGCCCUAAUCUCUAACGGAGUACUGAACCGAAGCGUAGCCGUAGCUGCUAAGAAAACUGUGUCGACAGAUCAACAAAGCAAUUCUCAGACCAUUUCAUUCGUCUACCCAUAUGGCGCCACGUUGUCAGUAAACCGACUAGCGACACCAGUUCUUUCAACAGGCAGCGCUUGUUUUCCUAUUGGAAGACCAGUGGUUGCUUUCCAUGAAACUGAGACUGCUAAAGGUAGACUAGUGGUUUGUGGAUCCGUGCACAUGUUCUCUGAUCAAUACAUCGACAAGGAAGAGAACAGCAAACUUUUUGAUUCCAUCAUGGAAUAUCUCUUGGAAGGUUACGAGCUGAACAAAAUAGAUGCCACAGAACCGGAACUCUCUGAAUAUGUUCAAAUACCCGAUCAUGUUAAACUUUCAGAUGAGCUUAAGGUUUGCAUGGAAGAAGCGGAUUUCGAUCUUUCCGUUGCUUCUGAUUUCAUGAAAUGUUUUGAUCAGUCUAUCAUAUCGUUUGACUUAAAUGUCUGGCCUAAGGUACUGAGGGCAUAUGAUCAGUUGCAAGUGAAGGCAGAGCCGUUGACUCUUAUUGUGCCACAAUUUGAGGUGCCACUUCCUCCGCUCCUUCCUGCAGUCUUCCCGCCCACUUUCCGAGAAGUACAACCACCAAAAUUGGAGUUGUUCGACUUAGACGAAAUGUUCAGCAGUCAGGAAGUCCGUCUGGCACAGUUAACGAAUAAAUGUGAAGAAUCUGACCUCGAAUUCUAUAUUCUUGAAGCCGGUGAGAUUCUUGGAAUAGCAUCGAUUCUUCCGACAAGUGAACGCAACCCAAAGCGAAUCCUUGAACAUGUUCUUGGUCAGCUAUUUGAGUUCAAGAAACUGGGACAGGAUGCAGAGUUCACUAGCGCAUUACUUUACAAUGUUCAAGAGCCUGAAGAGGGAGAAGAAGAACAAAUGUUCUCUGAUUUGGAAGAAUACGAUGAUCUUUAG